This is a messenger RNA of Papaver somniferum (opium poppy), 2613 nucleotides long. Its product is annotated as lysM domain receptor-like kinase 4. Gene Ontology annotation, molecular function: ATP binding; protein kinase activity. Gene Ontology annotation, biological process: protein phosphorylation. The record is from RefSeq and is a predicted model, not a curated record. Lineage: Eukaryota; Viridiplantae; Streptophyta; Magnoliopsida; Ranunculales; Papaveraceae. The coding region runs from base 501 to 2477 and encodes 658 amino acids. The transcript has a single exon.
UUAAAUAAGCAUGCGUCGGCAAAUGUAGACUGUAUUAUUGAUGUUUCACACAUUUGUUAAUCCUCCAUUUAUUUGAUUCAGCUGAAACCUUAUCAUCUUAUACUAGUUUAUUCAAUAUGUUAUGCAAAUAAUUCAAUCGAGUGAACACGAAUACAAGAUAAGAGAUUCUGGUCAACGAUUUCCCAACCUAACUCAACUCCUCUAUUGAACUUUUGGAACAUAUUUUUCCUUCGAAAUACACACCAGACAUCUUCUUCACCUUCUAGUAAACUUGCUUGCUUGAAAGAAGAAGAGAAUGACGGAUGUGCUUGGGCACUACUACCUCAUAGGUGUUGUUUUCGGUCAACUUAAUCCUACGAUAUUACUAGGUUUUCAAUCUUUGAAGAAAUAAAAGUUUUUGCAGAACCCAUCUUUGAGCAGAAACAUAUUUUCUUCUUAUAACAAUUUCUGAAAAUUGUAGCUCACUUAUCAAUAAAACCUUCUAUCAUUUCUUUCUUGAGAUGGGUCUGCUGCAGUCAUUCAUCUGUCUGAACAUAAUCUUUCUGGUUACUUGUUCGUCUUCUCAAAUUCAUGCCCAGCAACCUUAUGAUGGAAACGCAGCCGGUGAUUGUACUAAAACAGAUAAUUCAACUUCUGUUCUUGGGUAUACCUGCAACGGUCAAAACCCGAGUUGCCAAGCUUACUUUAUAUUCAGGUCAAUACCACCAUACAACACUGUUUCUUCCAUUUCUCAUCUUUUGGCUUCUGAACCCUCGCAGCUUUCUCAAAUUAAUUCAGUUGCAGAGACUGCAACCUUUCAGACGAACAAGGAGGUAAUUGUUCCAAUCAACUGUUCUUGUUCAGGUGAGUAUUACCAAGUAAACUCAUCUUACAGUAUCCAGGAACUAGAUACUUACUUUUCAAUUGCAAAUAGUACAUAUCAAGCUCUGUCAACCUGCCAAGCUCUUGAGGAUCAAAACAGUGUUCCGGCUACAUCAUUAUUGCCUGGGAAUAGGAUCACAGUGCCUCUUAAGUGUGCCUGUCCAACGAAAAAACAAACGGCUGAAGGUGUGAAAUACUUAUUGACUUACACAAUCAUUCCGGGUGAUGAUGUUCCGACUAUAAGUGAAAAGUUUGGUGUGGAUCCCAGCAGAACACGUGAAGCUAAUGAGCUUUCUGAAGACGCUACAAUUUAUUUCUCUAGCCCACUUCUUCUUCCUCUGCAGAUUCCACCUUCAAGUUCUCAGACCACAGCACCACCACCAACACCACCAAUUUCCUCUCUCCCCCCACCUGCUUCUUCUGUUCCCCCAUCAAAUAAAAAGAACAAAACGUGGGUAUAUAUUGUCAUAGGGGUUGCUGCAGCAACUGUUCUGGCGCUGGUUGCAUUCAUCGUUGUUUUCUGUGUGUGCAAAUCUAAUAAUACUAGAAGGAGCAAAUAUAAUUAUCAAAAUAACAUCACUGAAAGCUUUGAUGGCUACGAGAAACCACAACAAAAAACUUCAGAGGAAGAAUCGACGGAGUUUCUGAAAAGUAUAUCUGAUAUUGCACACGUCCUGAAAAUAUACAACAUCAAAGAAUUGAAAUCCGCCACAGAAAAUUUCAACCCCAAUUGGCAGAUAAAAGGUAAAGUUUAUCGAGGUAUCAUAAGUGGGAACUUGGCGGCAAUUAAGAAGAUGAAUGGAGAUGUAACAAAGGAAUUAAAUGUACUCAAGAAAAUCAACCAUUUCAAUCUGAUCACACUUUCAGGAGUUUGUUUCGAUGAGGGUCAUUGGUAUCUUGUUUAUGAAUAUGCCGUGAAUGGAUCUCUGGAUAAUUGGAUAUUUUACAGCACACAGACACAGACUUUGAGCUGGACACAAAGAGUACAGAUUGCUUUAGAUGUGGCUAAAGGCCUUAAUUACCUGCAUAGCUACACCAAUCCCUCCCAUGUUCACAAGGAUAUAAAGAGCAGCAACAUUCUUCUUGAUGGUGAUUUUAGGGCUAAAAUUGCAAACUUUGGUCUAGCAAGGUCUGCAGAAGGGUAUGAAAGCGAAUUCGCAUUAACAAGACACAUUGUUGGGACAAAAGGAUACAUGGCACCGGAAUAUCUGGAUAAUGGUGUGGUAUCACCAAAGCUUGAUGUUUAUUCUUUUGGUGUUGUGCUGCUGGAAAUGAUUAGCGGUAAAGAAGCUGUUUCUGAAUCUGCCAAAGACUUGCUCUCAUCCAAGACUUUAGACAUUCUUGCCAAGGAGAACCCUGGAGAAAAGCUCAAGGACUUGAUAGAUCCUUCUCUUCAUGAGAACUAUCCUCUGGAUCUUGCUCUUGCUGUUGCCAAGCUGGCAGAGAGCUGCCUACAAAGGAAUCCAGAUGGUCGGCCAAGCAUGGAUGAUAUUGUUCAUUCUCUUGCAAGAUUUCUAGAUGUCUCCUUGAGUUGGGAGAUAUCAACUGGUAACUCGGAGAGCUAUAGCUUUGCAUCAACUUCUAGUGAAAAGUCUAACUGGAAAAGAGAUAGUUAAGUUUUGAAAGUAAUAUGUAAAUGCAAAAACAAUCUUUACAGUGUUAUUUUACAAAAAGUUUAAUUAUUUGUUUGUUGGUUGAUAAAAAUUACACCAUUUAUGAGGUAUGAAGUGGAGCUGCAUGCAAUUGUCUUCA